AUCAGAUUUAAUUUUACAUCUGAACAUCAGUUCAUACCCUAACAGUACCUACUUGAUUUUGUUCCAGGCUCUGCUUAACCAAAUGUACUAUCCGUAACCUAAACGUGUGAGAAUAUUCAAGGAGCAACCUAGCUCGGAUGAUAGAGUCAAGUACAUGAAUCUGUAGGGCGUGAGCUCGCGUCUUCAUGUUAGUGACGUUUUUUUCAUCUUUCAACUCCUUCAAAUUGUUAACUUCUUUUUAUUUAUAAAAAAUGGAUACAUAAUUUGACUGUAAAUGAACGACUUUUACGAUUCCACUACAUUUAGAGAAAUUUAAGGCACGUGGAUCUAUUUGAAAAUUCACAUCUAACAUGUAAAAUCGACGUGGAUGAAAAAUAUUAUUUCCGAGAUUUGUCCUGUUAAACUAUAGCAUGAAUAAAUAGGCUAUAAAAGGUUUAUUGCCAUAUAAUCGCGGGUUUUACCAGUAUAUGAUUUGGGUAUUACAUAAUGAUUCUACAUAGUUCACGUGCCAUUAUGACUGUCUCGUUAUUGAGCACAAGAUAGGGAGACUGCAGGUCUGCAUCUCACAGAUACAACGUGAUAAAAAAAAAACAGUGCUCGUACUCAGAAUCAGCUUAUCACGGAAAAUUGUAACACGUCUUCACAUUUAUUUUGUAAUGAAGUCUACUUUCGGCUGAAGUCCAGUGUUCUUCUCUACACAAUUUUAACGUCUUAAGAAUGCUUUCGUCGUGGAAACCUUGUUGUUCGAGGAUACCGCAGCGAUGGGUAUUCGCAGUGAUGGGAUGUUUGGCAGGUGUGAACGCUUACACCAUGCAAAUAUCUCUGUCACUAGCGAUCACGCAGAUGGUCGUAUCUGCGGAAACUUCAAACAGUACGAGUUCGGACGAAUUUUGUCCAGCAUCCGAUUCGACAAACUCGGGUACCGGUAGCGGUGGCAGUUACGAAUGGGAUACUUAUACACAAGGGGUCAUUCUGUCGAGUUUCUACUGGGGUUACUUGUUCACUCAGAUUCCGGGUGGAAUGCUGGCUGACAAAAUUGGCGGAAAGUACGUCCUGGGUUUGAGCAUCUUCUCGAGUGCCAUAUUCACACUUCUGACACCGGUGGUGGUCGAAGCAUUCGACUCUACGGGUCUCAUAAUCCUGCGCAUCCUGAUAGGCUUAGGGGAGGGAGUGACCGUACCAGCCAUGUUGGAGCUCGUACCCCGAUGGUCCGCGCCAGGUGAAGAGUCGACCAUCGCGACGGUCGUGACAUCGGGAUCCGUACUUGGAACCUUGCUGAGCAUGGCGCUUUCCGGAGUUCUGAUCCAAAAUUCAUCCAUGGGUUGGCCGCUGGUAUUUUACGUCUUUGGAGCAGCCGGUGUGCUCUGGUUCUUUGCGUGGCUCUUACUCUGCUACAACAAUCCCGACGUCCACCCCUUCAUAACCGAGUCGGAGAAGAACUACUUGCGGAAAACGACAAACUGCAAAAAAGAGCUGGUACCGACACCCUGGCGACACAUUCUGACCUCAGUUCCAGUCUGGGCUUUGUUGAUUGCAACUAUCGGCGACGGUUUCAGCUAUUUCACCAUGGUCACGGACCUUCCUCUCUACAUGAGCAGCGUCCUCAACUUCUCUGUUCAGUCGAAUGGCUUUCUGUCGGCUCUUCCCUUCUUGCUUAUGUGGAUCGUGAACAUUGCGUCGUCAUGGGUUGCCGACUGGUUCAUAAAGACACGGAAAAUGAGUGUCACGAACGUGAGGAAAUCUUUCACCGCCGUCGCCAUGGUCGUGCCAGCCAUUUUUAUCGUCACGGCAUCCUACGUUGGCUGCAACCGCGUCGUCGUCGUUGUUCUCUUUGUGCUCGGCAUGGGUUUCAUGGGCCUAUCUAAUCCCGGGAUUUUCAUUAACCCGAUAGAUUUGAGUCCCAACCAUUCUGGAACCAUCAUGGGAAUGAAAACGACUGUUAGCGCUCUGACAGGGAUAGCCGCUCCGUAUCUCGUCGGCAUUCUAACGCCAAAUCAGACGGUUUCCGAGUGGAGAGUCGUAUUCUGGAUCUGCUUUGGCUCUUUCUUAGAAUGUGCUCUCGUCUUCGUUAUCUUGGGUGAUGGAAAAGUGCAGUACUGGAAUGACCCUGAUUUUCGAGUUCGACUUGAUAAUCAACAACCGGUAACUAAAAUACAAAAAGUUGAAAACGUUGCUAGGUCAAACAUAACGGUUGAACUGCCUUUGAGUUAGAUACAAAUUUUCACGCUAGAAUUCCAUCCAUUCAGUAUCGGUAGGUGCGAAUUUAAAGAUUCUUAAUACACAAUCACCUUACUAUUCAUUUCUCAACCCUAUUACUGAUCUUAGAUGUAAGCGUUUUUCAGUCGGACCAAUCGAGAUUCAUGGUCUGACUCACUGUCAUCUGGCCACAAGCGCGUCUACACCGAUCAUUGUCGAAUAUUUUCGAUCGACAAUCAAUAUAAAUAAUGAAACAUAAUCGUGAUCUGAAAGUUGUAAGUAUUUCAGAAGGAUUAAUGUCUGGAGGUAGUAAAUCCCAUUAAUAAAUAGCGGUCACCACGAAGAAAUUUCGAUAAACGAGACAGCGAACUGAUUUACACGCAUGGCAGAUCGUGUGCUGUUGAUUGGACACCCGCUGCACUAACUGGAAGAGUCGCGAAAGAUAACGUGGCCUACCAAUAUCAAGUAUAGAAUAAAGAAGGCGGCAGCUUAAGAGGUAAAGGCGGUGAUCCCACGAUGUGAGUCAGCCUGAUUAGAGGCGAUAAGGACUGAUGUGCUCCUCACGAUUAACUCCAAGCACGAAACUGCUUGUUACGGUGGUUGAAAAUGGAACAUUCACCCCCAUACAUCGAUGACUGUCAAAGAAAGCGAUUCAAGCUGAUUCACAGCCCUUAAAUUGCCACGAAUUUUUUGGCCUUGCUUUUAUCGCCACUCAAAAUCUUUUGACAAAACGGCUGAAAAUCAUCUCUUGAUCAAGUUGAUUCAUUAAAAAAUCUCUAGCAGAGCAGUUCGUUAAGACUUUGACCUCGGUAGUUUACAGAAUCUUUCAAAAUUCGACGAUUUUAUUAACUCUGCAGAAAUUCCACGUUUCUUUUCAUGUUUUAAAUAUUAUCGUCUCUAUCAUAAUACUAAUAAAUCAUUAUAAUUUGUUUCAACUUGAAACUGAAUAAAUCUAAUCAUAAUGUUGAAUCUACAUUUUGAGUAAACCUAAUCAAUAACCACCAACGUGAGUAGAUCAUCUUGUGCAAAUUUAUUAAACUAUAUCCGUAUCCAUCUGGUAUAUGCACCGGCACCUAUUUGGCAUUGGUGAAUUAUCCUUAUCCUUCUUUUGAAAAACCCAUAUAAAUUUUACCGUAGAUGCCAAGGGGUGAAAUUUAUCAAGCAAAUAGAAGAGGAGGCAGAGCUGGAAUAAGAGUUGAAUUUCAUAAGCUUUAAGUAAUCAAACGAGAGGUUCAUUUGAGAGAAUUGUAUUCGGCAGUGACGAAGGGUAAUUAUUCUGAACCCGGUUAAGAACAUGUUCAGUUUGAAAUUAUAGAAACUAUUGAUAAAUUUCGUGCGUGAAAUCGUAUUACACAGUUUCUAAACGGCGCAUUAAAUUAUUAAAAAAGAUAGAGACGACUUAACAGUUUGUACCCUAUCACAGAGCCCGAAACAACCCAUAUUGACUA
Messenger RNA from Neodiprion fabricii, 3644 nucleotides. RefSeq names its product sialin-like. The transcript has 3 exons. Lineage: Eukaryota; Metazoa; Arthropoda; Insecta; Hymenoptera; Diprionidae. Bases 718 to 2211 code for a protein of 497 amino acids. Gene Ontology annotation, biological process: transmembrane transport; monoatomic anion transport. Gene Ontology annotation, molecular function: transmembrane transporter activity. The record is from RefSeq and is a predicted model, not a curated record.